AUGUCGUCAAAGCUGUCUUUAGUGUUUACAACACUUGCACUAUUCUUAAUACUUCAUAAAACUAACGGCAGACCAUCGCCGAUGCCUAGUGCAGAUGUUCCCAAAGAUAUCUUGAACAAACUGAAGAGCGUAUUCAGAGUUGGUCAUGGAAUUAUGGUAUACAACACAGGAGUAGCAAGCGAAGAACUUGAAGAUGAUGAAAUCGUUUGCACCGAACGUAGAGCUGGAAAGACAUACUGCAAAGAAGUUGAAAACUAUAUAGAGGCUACACGUCUAGACAAAAUCGAUCCAGAACAAUUUGCUAAAUUCCAAGAAUAUUUCAAAGAUGAUUUGGUACAAACACAGAUGGUGGCAACUCGUAUGGAUGUUGGUGAUAGUAAGACCAAAGUAAUAUACCCAGAAGGAGCCUUGUCGGAGGAUUCCAAAUGGUUAUUGGUGGUGCAACAUGGACAACAUAAGCAGGGUGUUCUAGUAGAGGAAUGCGAAAAUGUGGACCGUACUUCCGAAGAGAAUAGUACCUUGCCUGUGGAGUAUGUAUCGACAUGUAAACAAAACUUUACCUAUCGCAAACUGGUUGUAUUGGUGAAUGGUGAGAUGAAAGAGGAAAUGGUCAAAUUACCAAGCAACUGUGAAUGCAGUUCCUCUUAACUUUAAACAUAAAUAAACCAAACCGAUAGAAUUUAAUUUAGAAUAAUGCAGAUUAAAAGAGUUUAGCUUGUAAUACAUAUGAUCUUAUUUGUGAGGUUAAAAAAAAAGAAGAAAUAAAUAGUAUACUAUAAAUCAUGUUUUUUUAUUAUUAUUUAGGGUAUGGUAUUGU
Zeugodacus cucurbitae (melon fly) is the source of this 817-nucleotide messenger RNA. Its product is annotated as protein spaetzle-like. Gene Ontology annotation, cellular component: extracellular region. The coding region runs from base 1 to 648 and encodes 215 amino acids. Gene Ontology annotation, molecular function: growth factor activity; Toll binding. Lineage: Eukaryota; Metazoa; Arthropoda; Insecta; Diptera; Tephritidae. The record is from RefSeq and is a predicted model, not a curated record. The transcript has a single exon. Gene Ontology annotation, biological process: central nervous system formation; innate immune response; regulation of Toll signaling pathway.